UGUCACUGUGGACCAAAGCAUUGUGGGAAAGACGCGUAGCUGGCAAUGGUGACGGCUGAUGGCGUGAACACCGCAGCUGAAAUUGGCCGAAUAUCUCAUACAGCGAAUGGCAUGAUAAAUGAUAUUUCAAAGAACAAUGGUGCUUAAGGAAGCCCUCGUCCACCGCCUGUGAAGAAAGCCGACAUAUGUUCGAGGGUUGCCGCCAACAUCAGGAAAAGUGGCGUUCAGUGUCAAUGGACGCUUGUGCGAAUUUUAUUCUCCAGAGUAGGCGAACAAGUGGAGCUCGUUGUGUCUCAGGGUGGUCCAGCGGUUUGAAGUGUGGGAUUGGUUUUUAACUGAAGAAACGACAAGAUGUCGACCAGCAGUCCCGAAGCGGUGAAGAAAUUGCUGGACAACAUGCAGACGGACCUGCGCUCCCUUUCCAUGGAGUGCAAGAAGAAAUUCCCCCCAGUCAAAGAGGCCGCAGAGUCGGGCAUUGUGAAAAUAAAGACGAUCGCUGCAAGGAAUACAGAAGUUCUCGCAGCUCUGAAGGAGAACAGCUCGGAGGUGGUGCAGCCCUUCCUCAUGGGGUGUGGCACCAAGGAGCCCAAGAUCACCCAGCUGUGCCUGGCCGCAAUCCAGAGGCUGAUGACCCACGAGGUGGUCUCCGAGGCGGCAGCGGGGAACAUCAUCAACAUGCUGUGGCAGCUGAUGGAGAACGGCCUGGAGGAGCUGAAGCUGCUACAGACGGUCCUGGUUCUUCUCACCACCAACACCGUGGUGCAUGACGAGAUCCUGUCCAAGGCCAUUGUUCUGUGUUUCCGGCUACACUUCACCAAGGACACCAUCACCAACAACACGGCGGCCGCCACCGUCCGGCAGGUGGUCACGGUGGUCUUCGAGAGGAUGGUCGCCGAGGACGACCGGUUCAAAGGUAUCAUGGAGCAGCCCCCACCCAUCCAGGGCAACACCAACAGGCGGUCCGUCAGCACACUCAGGCCCAGUGCGAAGGACGCCUACAUGCUGUUCCAGGACCUGUGCCAGCUAGUGAACGCAGACGCCCCCUACUGGCUGGUGGGCAUGACGGAGAUGACCCGGACCUUUGGCCUGGAGCUGCUGGAGUCCGUCCUCAACGACUUCCCCGAGGUCUUCCUACAGCACCAGGAGUUCAGCUUCCUGCUAAAGGAGCGCGUCUGCCCCCUGGUCAUCAAGCUGUUCUCCCCCAACAUCAAGUUCCGUCAGGGCAGCAGCAGCGGCGGCGGCGGCGGUGGCGGGGGCAGCUCGGCCACACCGCCCCCCGUGGAGAAGCCCUACUUCCCCAUCUGCAUGAGGCUGCUGCGCGUGGUCUCGGUCCUCAUCAAGCACUUCUACAGCCUGCUGGUGACAGAGUGUGAGAUCUUCCUGUCUCUGCUGGUGAAGUUCCUGGACGGAGAGAAGCCCCAGUGGCUCAGAGCGGUAGCCGUCGAGUCGGUGCACAGACUGUGUGUUCAUCCACAUCUGCUACGGUCCUUCUGCCAGUCGUACGACAUGAAGCCCCACUCCACCAAGGUGUUCAGGGACAUCGUCAACGCCCUGGGCUCCUUCAUCCAGUCCCUCUUCAUCACUCCCAACGCCGGGAACCCCGCCGCCGCGAACACAGCCGCAGGCGCUGCCGGGGCCCAAGGUGCCUCCCAGGGGGCGCCCGGGUCUGGGGUGGCGGGGAGCGGGGUCCCCACCCAGGCGGCCUUUGAGUACCGGGGCACCUGGAUCCCCCUCAUGAACGUCAGCGUGCAGGGCAGCGCCAAGGCCACCUACCUGGAGAUGCUGGACAAGGUGGAGCCCCCCUCCAUCCCCGAGGGCUACGCCAUGUCGGUGGCCUUCAGCGCGCUGCUGGACCUGGUGCGGGGCAUCACCACCAUGAUCGAGCGGGAGCUGGGCAGGGAGGAGGAGGAGGCCAUCCAGCACCGGGAGGUCCACCCCGACAAGCAGUGGAAGCCCCAGCCCGGCUGCCAAGAAGUGAGGGAGGAGAUGGUCAGCGCCUGCUGGUGCGGCCUGCUGGCGGCCCUGUCCCUCCUGCUGGACGCCAGCACGGAUGAGACGGCCACGGAGAACAUCCUGAAGGCGGAGUUGACCAUGGCGUCGCUGUGCGGCCGCCUGGGGCUGGUGACGCCGCGCGACGCCUUCAUCACCGCCAUCUGCAAGGCCUCGCUGCCGCCACACUACGCCCUGACCGUGCUCAACAGCAACACCUCCAGCCUCUACAGCAAAGCCUACUCCAUCCAGGGCCAGACCGUGCAGAUCAUCAGUCCCUCCAGUGAGUCCCACCAGCAGGUUGUGGCGGUCGGACAGCCCCUCACAGCCCAGCCCCAGGGCACCGUGGUGUUGACUGCUAAGAACAUCCAGUGCAUGCGGACGUUGCUGAACUUGGCCCACUGUCACGGGGCCGUACUGGGCACCUCCUGGCAGCUGGUGCUGGCCACGCUGCAGCACCUGGUGUGGAUCCUGGGCCUGAAGCCUGGCCUCGGGGGGGCUCUGAAGCCCGGGCGGGCCGCCGAAGGACCCAGCACCGUGUUGACCACGGCCGUCAUGACGGACCUGCCCAUCAUCGCCAACGUCCUCUCCAGGCUGUUUGAGAGCUCACAGUACCUGGACGACGUGUCUCUGCACCACCUGAUCAACGCCCUGUGCUCCCUGUCCACGGAGGCCAUGGAGAUGGCCUACGGCAACAACAAGGAGCCCUCGCUGUUUGCGGUGGCUAAGCUGCUGGAGACGGGAUUGGUCAACAUGGAUCGCAUCGAGAUCCUGUGGAGGCCUCUGACCGGUCACCUUCUGGAGGUCUGCCAGCACCCCAACUCCAGGAUGAGGGAAUGGGGGGCGGAGGCUCUAACGGCGCUCAUCAAGGCAGGUCUGGCCUACAAGCACGACCCGCCGCUGACACACAACCAGCGGGUGCAGCUGCUGCUGCUCAGCCCCUUGAAGGAGUUGUCCAACGUGCUGCACGCCGACAUCAGGCAGAAGCAGCUGGAGAGUGUGUUGCAGAUCCUCCAGAGCCAGGGGGACAGCCUGGGGCCCGGCUGGCCCCUGGUCCUCGGGGUCAUUGGUGCCAUCCGCAACGACCAGGGGGAGUCCUUGAUCAGAACAGCCUUCCAGUGCCUCCAGUUGGUGGUAACAGACUUCCUACCCACAAUGCCUUGCACGUGCCUCCAGAUCGUGGUGGACGUGGCCGGCAGCUUCGGCCUGCAGAACCAGGAGCUCAACAUCAGCCUGACGUCCAUCGGGCUGCUGUGGAACAUCUCGGACUACUUCUUCCAACGGGGGGAGGCCAUCACCCUGGACCUGGAGCGGGAGGAGGCGGCGGUGCAGAAGCAGGCCCGGGAGCGCGGCGAGACCCUCAACCGGCCCUUCCACCCCGCGCCGCCCUUCGACUGCCUGUGGCUGUGUCUGUACGCCAAGCUGGGCGAGCUGUGCGUGGACCUGAGGCCCGCCGUGCGCAAGAGCGCCGGCCAGACGCUGUUCUCCACCAUCGCGGCGCACGGCACGCUGCUGCAGCAGGCCACCUGGCACGUGGUGGUAUGGAAGGUGCUGUUCCACCUCUUGGACUGCGUCAGGCGCUCCUCCACCACCGCGGACAAGGAGAAGAUCGAGUCCGGCGGCGGGAACAUACUCAUCCACCACUCACGAGACACGGCGGAGAAGCAGUGGGCGGAGACCUGGGUGCUCACGCUGGCGGGCGUGGCGCGCAUCUUCAACACCAAGAGAUACCUGCUGCAGCAGCUCGGAGACUUCUUCAAGGCCUGGGAGGUUCUGCUGGACCACAUCCAGUCGGCCGCCCUCAGCAAGAACAACGAGGUCUCCCUCGCAGCCCUCACGAGCUUCCAGGAGAUCCUGCAGAUCGUCACGCCCGUCCGGGACUCGGACCGGCCCAUGGACGCCCUGGCCUCCCUGGGGGUGCCCCCCGUGCUCAUCGACCCCCUCUCCGCCUCCGGCCCGGGCAGACCCCUGGUGCGCUCCGACUCGCUGGUGGAGCGCCUGACGCGCUACAACGGCGCCGAUCCGCAGGCCCCGCCCCCCGGCGAGGAGUCUGCGCUGGAGGACUCGGCGCUGUGGUGGUCGGCGUGGAACACCUGGUUCCGGACGGGCACGGACAGCACGCGGCCCCCGCCCGCCGCCGGCACCGGCACCGGCACCACCGCCUCCGCCGCCGCCGCCGCCGCCGUCCCCCCGGAGAAGCACUCGUUCGUGCCCAGCCAGCCCUUCCUCACGGCCCUGGUCCAGAUCUUCCCGGCGCUCUACCAGCACAUCAAGGCGGGCUUCAGCAUGGACGACCUGCGCAAGCUGGGGGUGAUCCUGCACGGGGCCGUGUCGGUGCCCAUCAGCAGCGACGCCUCGCCCUUCAUCCUGCCCUCCUACACCGAGGCCGUGCUCACCAGCCUGCAGGAGGCCGUGCUCACCGCUCUGGACGUCCUGCAGAAGGCCAUCUGCGUGGGCCCUGAGAGCCUGCAGGUCAUGUACCCGGCUAUCUUCCAGCAGCUCCUGCUCUUCGUGGAGUUCUCCUGCAAGCCGCCCCAGUACGGCAAGAUGGAGACCAAGCACGUGGCCAAUGCCAAAUACAACCAGAUCCAACUGUUCGCUCCGGCGGAAUGGGUGGCCUUAAACUACGUGCCCUUCGCCGAGCGAUCCUUGGAGGUGGUGGUGGACCUGUACCAGAAGACCGCCUGCCACAAGGCCGUCAUCGGCGAGAAGGUUCUGCAGAACAUCGUCAAGACCCUGAGGAUCCCUCUGGGUCUGAAGUACUCCUGCCCGUCGGAGAGCACCUGGCAGCUGGCCGUCUCGUCCCUGCUCAAGGUGCUGUCCAUCGGGCUGCCGGUCGCACGCCAGCACUCCUCCUCCGGGAAGUUUGACGCCAUGUGGCCGGAGCUGGCCCACGCCUUCGAAGACUUCCUGUUCACCAAAAGCACCCCUCCGGAUAACUUAUCCAUCCAGGAGUUCCAGAAGAACGAAGCCAUCGACGUAGAGGUAGUGCAGCUGAUCAGCACGGAAGUGCUGCCCUUCGCUAACUUCAUCCCCAAAGACUUUGUGGGCCAGAUCAUGACCAUGCUCAACAAGGGCUCCAUCCACUCACAGUCCUCCUCCUUCACGGAGGCGGAGAUCGACGUGCGGAUGCGGGAGGAGUUCUCCAAGGUGUGCUUCGAGACGCUGCUCCAGUUCUCCUUCAGCAACAAGGUGUCCACCCCCCAGGAGGGCUACAUCUCCCGCAUGGCCCUCUCCGUGCUCCUCAAAAGGUCCCAGGACGUGCUGCACCGCUACGUGGAAGACGAGAGGCUCAGCGGCCGCUGCCCCCUGCCCAGGCAACAGGUGACCGAGAUAAUCUUUGUCUUGAAGGCGAUCAGCACUUUGAUGGAUUCACUGAAAAAGACCCAGCCGGAAAACGUGGACGGGGGUAUGUGGGCCCAGGUGAUUGCCCUGUACCCCACCCUGGUGGAGUGCAUCCCCUGCUCCUCGUCAGAGGUGGGCCUGGCCCUGAAGGAGGCCCUCGGGCCCUUUAAAGACUUUAUGCAGCCCCCCGUCUCCAGAAUCCACAACGGGGAGUCCUGACCAGGCUAGCCCGGCUUUUCUACCCCGUGGGCGGGCGCUGGUUGGCGUUUCUGUUUCCUUUUCUCCAACGGAGCAUUCAUGAAUGUCUUUCUUGACCCGAUCCCACACUGGCUCAUCCGCUCUUACACACACCCACACAGGUACACAUACACACACACACACACACACGCGCGCAUACACACACACAUACGCACGCGCGUACGCACGCGCGUACACACACACACACACACACACACACACACACACACACACACACACACACACACACACACACACACACACACACACACACAGGUAUACACUAAUACAGGUACACACACAUUCACUCACACACAAACAUACGUGUGCACACAAACACACACAUACAGGUAUACACACACACUCGCGCGUGCACACAUACACACACACGCACGUGCAAACAUACACACACACAGGUAAAUACACACACACAGACACACAAACUACCCACGUCAUGUGGACAGACUCUGAAUCCGAAGUGACCCGCGGUCAUGUCAGACGUGAACCCUGCUCUUACCGCUCUGACAUCUGAUGACUUGAUCUACUAAAACACCGAGGACCCCGCCUCUCUCACUCCGACGCACACACCGAGGAAAGAAACUCACUCCAGCAAACCCCAGUCAUGGUGACAGAAACAAGAGAAACGCUGUGUGUCCUUUGGAGAAUUGUUUUAUUUUUUCCUAACUGAGGAAACUAUGUACAGUGUGUGGUGUGGUGGUCAUGAUGUAAUUAAAUUAAAACAAAAUUAAUAAUAAUGAUAAUAAUAAUGAUACUUGGGCUUUACUGACUGAACAGACUUUUGCACCAUUUUCAACCAUGUGGGAUUUAUGCAAGAGUAAAAAGCAGUGUUUACUGUCACAUUCCAUGUCGUCAUUGGUCAGCCAUUGGAGGAAGGGAUGUUCUUGUCUGCGUAAAAUAAAUGGGACAGUUCUACAAACAACUCGCCAUGUUUGCUUGAUUGUGAACUAUUGCUCUUUGUUUGGCUGUGAUGAUUUGCAUUCAUAGCCACCUCCAUCAAAGUGUUUUUAUUAUUGCAAUUGAUAUUAUCAAUGGAAAAUGCAGUUUAAAAAGAAAUCUCAUGAAUGGAGCAAUUUAUAGUUUGGCAGUGUCCAUUCGCAGAGGGUAUUCACUAAUGGAUUUAACCUAUGGUUGUUUGUAUGAUGAUUUGCAUACCGACGUGUUACAAUAACACUGAUAUUCAUUUCAUCCGAGAAAGAUAAUGAAGGUGAAUCAACAUCCAAACACUGUGAACAAUAUACAACAUUUCAGUAGUACGGCAUAAUAUUGCAACAUCUUAUUAAAUAAAAUAUAUAUAUAAAUGCAUGCAUUAUUGGAUCUUUUUUACAAUUGGUCUGGAGAAAAAU
Messenger RNA from Gadus chalcogrammus (walleye pollock), 6935 nucleotides. Its product is annotated as protein MON2 homolog. Lineage: Eukaryota; Metazoa; Chordata; Actinopteri; Gadiformes; Gadidae. The coding region runs from base 352 to 5553 and encodes 1733 amino acids. The transcript has 35 exons. The record is from RefSeq and is a predicted model, not a curated record.